AUGCCGCGUCUGGUGCGAAAGAAGCCACUCUCUGAGCGCCUGAAGGCCAUGCUGAACCCCAUGGACUUCUUGCUUUGGCUGUCGGAAGAACUGGAGACAAGAGAUUGGGAUUCGAAAGCACUGGGGACACAGCUCGGGCUCGGCUGCAACUUUGUGUUCCUUCUCGCUAGAGCUAAUUGCGUAGCAUCGGAGAUUGAGGAUGAUGUGUUCAGCGAUGGAAGUUCCGGGAGCAUCGUCGCCUUCAUUGUGCGGCCUCUUGUUUGGAUGCUUGGCCUCCUAUCCGUCGCCAACGCCUUCUAUGUCAUGACGAGGACAAGGCAGUACCGAUUAUUUCAAGUCAACGUCGAAGACAAACCACACACCCCGUCAGCCCAGCGAGUCAAAGCAAGGUCCGAUCCGGCCGUCUCUUCGCCCCUCCGACUGUUGAACAACCUCUUGUCCUCCGAGACUGCUGAGUCGCGAGCUCAUCCCGACAGAUCACACGAUGUUUGGGAGUUGAGCGUCUGGGACCCUCUUCCGGUCUCCUUGCAGCUUUUCUGCCUCUUCAGCCCUGGCCACGUCCUCGUCUACAUGAUGUUCCUCCCUCUGGUCCCCUUGGAUCCCAGACCCAGUGUUACAAUCUUCAACUGCAUCGUGUUGCAACUCAUUCUUUCUGUUCAGCUGGUCUUCGUCCAAACUCGGUAUGCUCAGCAGAUCAAAGAUACGGCCAUCAUCCACAAGGAAGUCCUCCACGAGUACGACACCAAGUUCGUGCGGCCGCGCCUUCACCCAGUUGUUCGCGAUGUCGGUACGCAGUGUUCCCCCGAAGAAGCUGAGGAUGAGGAGUCCUUCGUUGAACUUGGAACGCCUACAACGGUUAUAAAGAAGGAGUUCGUGGUUACGCCCAAUCCUCACGUGAAGCAGGAGGACCCAGUCCACACUCCUCCAAUUAGCAGCUUCGCCUCUCGUCUCUUUACGCCAACCUCGAACCGGCGGUCCGAGUCUUACACACCAGUGCCCAGUACUCGUUCGGUCCGUCAAAGCCUUCCUCCAGCACCUAUGUACCAGUCCACUUCAACAUCCACCGCAAACGCUGGAGCAACAAGCUUUGGCGGGAAUUUGGGUGUAUUCAACCACGCGAACUCGCCGCUCAAGAAGACGUCUAGUCUCAAUGAGAUGAAUCAGGGCUUCAUGUCGCCCCGGAAUUCGAGAGAAAUGGCUGCUCGGGAACAGCGUCGGGGAAGCCCGCUGAAGCAGUCAGAGACUAGGAGGUCGACUGGUUCAGAUGCCCUUGACCACACGGGUGCUCCGGAUUACAACCCAUUUGCCAGCGCGAGGAGAAACAGAAGUGCUCAACAAGGGGAACGGUACCCCUCCAGGUGGUCGGGCUUUCAUUGA
Messenger RNA from Colletotrichum orchidophilum, 1377 nucleotides. RefSeq lists its product as uncharacterized. Gene Ontology annotation, biological process: regulation of exit from mitosis; maintenance of rDNA. Bases 1 to 1377 code for a protein of 458 amino acids. The transcript has 2 exons. The record is from RefSeq and is a predicted model, not a curated record. Lineage: Eukaryota; Fungi; Ascomycota; Sordariomycetes; Glomerellales; Glomerellaceae.